AUGUCUGGAACCACCACGCCUUCGCAGUCACAGGCGAACAGCAGCAGCUGGACCGCCUUCGUCAAGUCUAUCGCAUCCUUCAAUGGCGACCUCUCCUCCCUUACCGCUCCUCCCUUCAUCCUCUCCUCGCAGUCUCUCACUGAGUUCUCCGCGUACUGGGCAACGCACCCUCCCGUCCUGACCGCUCCCGCUGCCGAGUCCGACCCUGCCAAGCGGGCUAUGCUAGUCCUCAAGUGGUUCCUCUCGACCCUCAAGCACCAGUACGCCAGCCGUAGCGAGCAGUACGGAAACGAGAAGAAGCCCCUAAACCCCUUCCUCGGCGAGCUAUUCCUCGGAUCUUGGAACGACGAGGCCGGCAAGACCACGCUCGUCUCAGAGCAGGUCAGCCACCACCCUCCUGCUACCGCCUACUGCAUUCGCAACGACAAGACCGGUAUCGAGCUGGAGGGUUACAAUGCUCAGAAGGCCACCUUUAAGAGCACCAUUAUUGUUAAGCAGAUCGGCCACGCCGUCCUGCGUGUUCCUCUGCCCUCGGGCGAGAUCGAGUCCUACCUCAUCACCCUUCCUGGUCUCCACAUCGAGGGUCUGAUUUUCGGCGCUCCUUUCGUAGAGCUUGAUGGCUCAAGUUUCAUCACCAGCUCCAGCGGCUAUACCGCCAAGAUCGACUACAGCGGAAAGGGCUGGCUUUCUGGCAAGAAGAAUACCAUUGUCGCCACUAUUAGCCCUACAGGCAAGGAGAAGGAGGUUCUCUUCAACGUCACUGGCCAGUGGAACAAGACCUUUGAGAUCUACUCGGGUCCCGCCAAGACGAACUCCAAGUCCACCCUUGUGGCCACCUACGACGCUGUCAACACUGCCCAGACCGAGCUCGAGGUAGCCCCGAUCGACAAGCAGCAUCCUCUUGAGUCCCGCCGCGCCUGGGCUCGUGUCGCCGAAGCUAUCCAGAAGGGCGACAUGGACACUACUGGUAUCGAGAAGGGUAAGAUUGAGCAGGCCCAGCGCGACAUGCGCGCCAAGGAGCGCUCAGAGGACCGUACCUGGGAGCGUCAGUACUUCACCGCCGUCGAGGGCAAGGAUGACGUCCUCCAGCAGCUCGGCAAGGUCGUCAGCGUGCCAGUCGACGGUGACGCCGACAAGACUGGCGGACUCUGGCGAUUCGACAAGACCAAGGCCGAAGCCCAGGCGGCCCAGGAGCUCACAGACGAGGACGUGGCCAAGAUUGAGAAGGAAUUGCUGGGCUGGUAG
Molecule: messenger RNA, 1245 nt
Organism: Fusarium keratoplasticum
Lineage: Eukaryota; Fungi; Ascomycota; Sordariomycetes; Hypocreales; Nectriaceae
Exons: 2
Coding region: 1-1245 (414 amino acids)
Biological process (GO): endocytosis; exocytosis; piecemeal microautophagy of the nucleus
Cellular component (GO): membrane; cytosol; intracellular membrane-bounded organelle
Molecular function (GO): oxysterol binding
Source: RefSeq, a predicted model, not a curated record